Harpia harpyja (harpy eagle) is the source of this 1655-nucleotide messenger RNA. RefSeq names its product G protein-activated inward rectifier potassium channel 1-like. The coding region runs from base 58 to 1527 and encodes 489 amino acids. The record is from RefSeq and is a predicted model, not a curated record. Gene Ontology annotation, molecular function: G-protein activated inward rectifier potassium channel activity. Lineage: Eukaryota; Metazoa; Chordata; Aves; Accipitriformes; Accipitridae. Gene Ontology annotation, biological process: regulation of monoatomic ion transmembrane transport; potassium ion import across plasma membrane. The transcript has 3 exons. Gene Ontology annotation, cellular component: plasma membrane.
GCCCCCCGUCUCGCCGCAUCCUCACCGCGCCCGUGGAGGGCCUCGGCUGCCGGUAGCAUGUCUGCCGUGCGCAGGAAGUUUGGGGACGAGUACCAGGCGGUGGGCCCGGCUCGCAGUGGCGCCCGCAGAGAGCGGCAGCGCUUCGUGGACAAAAACGGGCGCUGCAACGUGCAACACGGGAACCUGGGUGGCGAGAGCAGCCGCUACCUCUCUGACCUCUUCACCACUCUGGUGGACCUCAAGUGGCGCUGGAACCUGCUUAUCUUCCUGCUGACCUACACAGUCGCCUGGCUGGUUAUGGCCUCGAUGUGGUGGGGCAUUGCCUACCUGCGAGGUGACCUGCACCAGGUGCAUGAUGACACCUACAGUCCGUGCGUGGCCAACGUGUACAACUUUCCCUCUGCCUUCCUCUUCUUCAUAGAGACAGAGGCCACCAUUGGCUAUGGGCACCGCUACAUUACUGAGCGCUGCCCUGAGGGCAUUGUGCUCUUCCUCUUCCAGUCGCUGCUGGGUUCCAUCGUUGAUGCAUUCCUCAUCGGCUGCAUGUUCAUCAAGAUGUCCCAGCCCAAGAAGCGAGCUGAGACCCUCAUGUUCAGCCGUGCUGCAGUCGUCUCACAGCGGGAUGGCAAGCUUUGCCUCAUGUUCCGUGUUGGCAACCUCCGCAACAGCCACAUGGUGUCUGCCCAGAUCCGCUGCAAGCUGAUCAAGUCCCGACAGACACCGGAGGGAGAAUUUCUGCCGCUAGACCAGUGUGAACUGGAUGUUGGAUUUGGAACUGGAGCUGACCAGCUGUUUUUAGUUUCCCCAUUAACCAUCUGUCAUGAAAUUAACUCAAAGAGCCCCUUUUUUUGUCUCUCACAAAGAUCACUCAGAAGUGAGCAAUUUGAAAUAGUUGUCAUCCUUGAAGGAAUCGUUGAGACUACCGGAAUGACGUGUCAAGCUAGGACCUCAUAUACAGAAGAUGAAGUUCUUUGGGGUCACAGAUUCCUCCCAGUAAUGUCCCUAGAAGAUGGCUUUUUCCGUGUCGACUAUUCGCAGUUUCACGCUACGUUUGAAGUCCCCACUCCUCCUUACAGUGUUAAAGAGCAAGAAGAAAACCUGUCCCUAUCAUCUCCUUUGAAUAGUCCUGUCAAUAAUAACCAAACCAGAAGAGAACAGGUUUGUUCACUUGACUGUAUUGAUAUUGCAGGAGAGAAAAACAGGCUCCCUUUUAAACUUCAGAAGAUUAGCUCAAGAAAGGAAGACCUUCCAACAAGAACCCUGAGAAUGAGUUCUAGUAACACAGAGAAGACUUGCAGUACUGGAGAUCUCUUGAAAAUUCAAGAAAUAAGUCCCAUUUCUGAUGGUGAAGACAGUGAUGAGAGGAUACAGCUGAAAGCCUUAAAAAUAAAUGCCAAGGCUUUGACUCAGUCUACUGUCGACCUCAAGUUACAGAAGAACCCUCCAAGUAUGUGCGCUUUAGAGAUGAAAUUGGAAGAUAAUUUUCCUGCCAAACUUCAAGAAAUGAACUCUGAUCGCCUCUCUUAAGAGCAGAAGCAACAGGAGUUGUUGCUAAUGAACUGCGUUCGAGACUGCUGACCUGAAAGAGUUGUCUUACAGUCAAGUGAUAAUUUGGUUUUGCCACUUUCAGGAACAACAAUCCUUUUUGUAUAAUU